AUGACGGAACAAUCAGUGAAGAAGGGAAAGAAGAGAGACACCAAGAAAGCCGGAGAGCAGGGGAAUCUGAGAAAGAAAGUUGUACCACUCUUGCUGACUACGAUGUUAAAGUUUGAAUUGGCUGAACAAAGCAGGAAUCGUAGACAUGCUCAUCUAGAAGCCGAGUUACAGUCAUUUGAAGAUCAAGAAGCAAGAGACGCAGACGACGAGACACUCUAA
Molecule: messenger RNA, 219 nt
Organism: Caenorhabditis briggsae
Lineage: Eukaryota; Metazoa; Nematoda; Chromadorea; Rhabditida; Rhabditidae
Exons: 2
Coding region: 1-219 (72 amino acids)
Source: RefSeq, a predicted model, not a curated record